Alnus glutinosa is the source of this 2625-nucleotide messenger RNA. RefSeq lists its product as uncharacterized. Gene Ontology annotation, molecular function: protein binding; mRNA binding. NCBI's taxonomy places the organism in Eukaryota, Viridiplantae, Streptophyta, Magnoliopsida, Fagales, Betulaceae. The transcript is spliced from 12 exons. The record is from RefSeq and is a predicted model, not a curated record. Bases 65 to 2278 code for a protein of 737 amino acids.
GUUCGCCGUUAUUUGAUCCCCAUUCUAGCAGUCUCUCUCUCUCUCUCUCUCUCUCUGUGUUACAAUGUCGACGGCCAUGGGUGCUUCACCACCCAAAACCCUAGACGAAACCCAAGCCUCCACUUCUUCAACCUCACCAACGAACGCCCCCAUGCGCCCACCUCCUCCCAAAGCCUCAACCGCUAAUACUCCCGAACCUUCCGAGACCACUCAAGAAACCGUGGAGAAUUUACCUGAGACCGAGCAUGGCGGUGCGGAAACUACGUCGGAGCCAUCUCCAUCUCAUCGAAGCGCUAAUGGUGAUGCGCCACCGUACACGAUUCCUCCCUGGAGCGGAGCUCCAUGCCACGAAUUCUACCUUGAGGUUCUCAAGGGCGGUUCUAUAAUCGAUCAACUCCACGUGCAUGAAAAGGGGGCUUACAUGUUUGGACGUGUGGAUCUCUGUGAUUUUUUGCUUGAGCACCCCACCAUUUCUCGCUUUCAUGCCGUUCUCCAGUUCAAAAGAAGUGGUGAGGCCUAUCUUUAUGAUCUUGGCAGUACGCAUGGUACUUCCAUUAACAAGAGUCAGGUUAAGAAAAAGGUUUACGUGGACUUACAUGUUGGUGAUGUCAUUCGGUUUGGCCAAUCAUCUCGCUUAUACAUUUUCCAAGGACCAUCCGAGUUGAUGCUGCCGGAGACUGACCUGAAAAUUAUUAGAGAUGCAAAGAUUCGAGAAAAGAUGCUAGAUCAGGAAGCUUCACUUCAGCGAGCAAGACAGGAAGCAUCUCUUGCUGAUGGUGUCUCAUGGGGUAUGGGAGAGGAUGCAAUUGAAGAAGCUGAGGAUGAUGCUGAUGAAGUAACUUGGCAGACAUACAAAGGACAGCUUACGGAGAAGCAGGAAAAAACCCGUGAUAAAGUAUUAAAAAGAACCGAAAAGAUUGCUCACAUGAAAAAAGAAAUAGACGCUAUUCGUGCUAAAGACAUUGCUCAAGGCGGUUUGACACAAGGGCAGCAGACUCAGAUUGCUCGGAAUGAGCAAAGAAUUACACAGAUUGUGGAAGAACUUGAGAGCUUGGAAGAGACACUGAAUGAUAGUAUCCGAGAAAGUAUAGGUGCACGUUAUGGAACGAUAACUCGUGGUAAGAAGAACGGAGCAACAGAAGAAAAUGAAGAAUAUAUAAGUGAUGAUGAUGAAUUUUAUGACCGGACAAAGAAGAAGCCCUCUAGUCAAAAAGCGGGUCAGAGCCAAUCUAUUGAAACUGCUGAUACUCUUCUUGAUAAGAAAGAUGCCAUAAUGAAGAAAAUGGAAGAGAAGAAAGAGUUUCUUUCAAUCGAGAAGAACAAAAUUGCGUCAGAAACUGCAGUUGAAACUGAAGUCGGAGAUGUACUUGAUGCUUUCAUGUCAGGGCUUUCAUCUCAGCUAGUGCUUGAUAAAACUAUGCAACUUGAGAAGGAAUUAUCAACUCUCCAGUCUGAAAUGGAUAGGAUAUGCUACUUGUUGAAGAUUGCUGAUCCAACUGGAGAAGCUGCUAGGAAAAGGGAUUUGAAAGCACAAGAACAAAAGGCUAACAAAUCAGAAACACCCACUGUUACUAUUAAGAAGCAACUUCCUAUGGCACCAAAAGAAAACAGUGGACCUGAGAAACAGGUGAACGGCUCCAUGCUGAAAGAGGGAAGUACAGAUGCAACUAUGGAAUCAAGCAAGAAGCCAGAAGCUGUCAAGAUUGUCAGUGAUACAACUGAAGGCAAAACUGCUGUAUAUACUGCUGUGAAGCCCCAGUGGCUUGGGGCUGUAGAGGACAGAAAGAUAGAAGAGACCCAACAAGUAGCACCACUGGAUCUGCAUGAGCCUGAUCAUUUUGUUGACUAUAAAGACAGGAAGCAAAUUUUGGGUAGUGGGGAUAAAACACAGACAGAGGUGGGCUCUGGGAUUGAAAGUGCUGCACCGGGUUUGAUUAUAAGGAAGCGGAAGCAAGUUGAGAAACCUGAAGGUGAUGACAAGAAUGCUUCUCAACUGCGGACGUCUUCCUCCUCAGGAGCUGUGAUGGCAGAGGAUGCUGUGGCAUUGCUUUUAAAACAUAAAAAAGGGUAUUGUGCACCAGAGGAUGAGGAAAUGCAUGAAAGCCAAGACAUUCCGGGGGGUAACCAAUCUAGCAAGGAUGACAAAAAGCCUAAGAGGGUGCUUGGUCCUGAGAAGCCCUCAUUUCUCAACAGUAAUCCUGAUUAUGAAUCGUGGGUGCCCCCUGAAGGACAAACAGGUGACGGGCGGACCUCAUUAAAUGAACGAUUUGGUUACUGAGUUUCACAAGUGUUGUGGUUUCCAUUUUCCAAGUUGUGUGUUUACUACCGUGGGUAGCUUGGGUUAUAAUUAUUAUGUCACUAACCAAGCUAAAGUUAAGGGCAUGCCUUAAAAUUAUGUGCUUUUGGUGGCACUCAUCAUGGAAAUGGUCUGUCGCACUUGCCUGGCCUUGAAUAACCAAGUUCAUGUUGGAGGCAUAUGAUUAAAAUGUGUAUUGUAGGAGACAUUCAGAGCAAACAUGUAAUAGAGAAACGUGUAACUGAGUCAUUAGUUGUUAAUACUUGGUAAAAAAUGGACUAACAAAGCGACUUGAAAUGAAUUUUGGAAGAGGCAACUUCAUGAAAUUA